CGGCAGCGGUGCUGCCGUCACCCCGCAUGCUGCCUCCGCCGUCACCCCGCAUGCUGCCUCCGCCGUCACCCCGCAUGCUGCCUCCGCCGUCACCCCGCGCCCCGCACUGCCAUCCGGGCUGCCCGCGACAACACCAGCCACGGGGCACCCGCGGAGUGCUGCUGCCCUCACCGCCGGGGGCUUGAAGCGGCCGCGAGUCGCAGCGGAGAUGGGGGUGGGUGCUGGUGCCGGAGGAGGAGGAGGGUUGCCGACCCAUGGGUCACGUCGGCCUCCCCGGCCCGGCAGCGCCCCUGCUGCUGCGGGUGGCUCCAACAAGCGAAAGUUCGUGUCGCCGGUACCCGCGGGCUACAAGG
Astrephomene gubernaculifera is the source of this 353-nucleotide messenger RNA. Lineage: Eukaryota; Viridiplantae; Chlorophyta; Chlorophyceae; Chlamydomonadales; Astrephomenaceae. The record is from the annotation of a GenBank genome assembly.